AUGGGCCCCUGUACCGCCUCCUCAUGCUGCUGCCAGGCCCGUAAUCUGCCAUGGGCCCCCGUACCGACUCCUCAUGCUGCUGCCAGGCCCGUAAUCUGUCAUGGGCCCCUGUACCGCGCUCCUCAUGCUGCUGCCAGGUCCAGAGUGUGUCAUGGGUCCCUGUACGGCCUCCCAUUGCUGCUGUCUCCAUCGCCACACUCUGCCAUGUGCCACUUUCAGGUCUCCACACACUGCUGGUGGGUUCCAUUUUGUCAUAGGGUGCUGUAUGGCCUCCCAUUGCUGCUGCCUCCACCGCCACACUGUGGCUCCACACUCUGGUUUUGGCCCCGUGACUGCCCAAAUGAGUUUAGUGUGCGGUGAUUCUAAGAUCGACGGCACUCAUCUGCAUGUCAUACUGACUGACAGUAUUAUUUCUCUUCCCCAGCAGACUCCAAGGGCAUUUAAAUUAAAGGUACAGUGUUCUGCACUAAUAUAA
This is a messenger RNA of Staurois parvus, 475 nucleotides long. NCBI's taxonomy places the organism in Eukaryota, Metazoa, Chordata, Amphibia, Anura, Ranidae. The record is from the annotation of a GenBank genome assembly.